Messenger RNA from Naegleria gruberi, 1692 nucleotides. RefSeq lists its product as uncharacterized. Bases 1 to 1692 code for a protein of 563 amino acids. The transcript has a single exon. Gene Ontology annotation, molecular function: protein binding. NCBI's taxonomy places the organism in Eukaryota, Heterolobosea, Eutetramitea, Acrasida, Naegleriidae. The record is from RefSeq and is a predicted model, not a curated record.
AUGCUUAAAAACAGUUUUAAUUCAACCUCAAUGAUGAGAAAGAAAAUUUCCUCCAAGCUGGAAAAUAGAGAGGAAUUCGGAGCGAAGGAAAUAAUUACGAGGAAUGAUAAGGUGGAAUAUACAAUUAUGAAUAUUCAUGAUAGGAGGGCUGAUGAGGACAAUUUAAAAAAGAAUCAACGACAAUUGAAUGAAAUUCUUACAAGAACUUUAUAUGAGGCACAACGUAAUUUGAGUGAUUUGUCUAGUUUGACAAAGAAAAAGUUGGGUCCGAAGGCAUUACUCUAUCAACAACAAUCACUGGUGGAUGAUACUGAUCCAUUAUCUGCCUUGGGUGAUGUUGGAAACUUUGAUUCAGUUAGUGAGGAAGAUGGAAUCAAGACAGAUAAGCUUGAUGAACUCGGCUCGACAACAAUGUCAUCGAGCAUCAUGAAGAAGGCCAGUAAUAACAAGUUGAAUGCCAUGACCGAGAAUCUCAUGUUGAAUCAAUUAAUUGAUCUUGUCGAUCAGAAGAAGAGAGAAAAACAACAGGAAGGUAUCUUUGAUAAUUCUUUGAGGGAAAUCUUUUUGAGAACAAGAGGUCUCAUUGAAAACUUGUGGGAUGAAAUGAACAUUGAAGACUCUGAGAGAAGAGAUUUCUCCAGAAGAUUCUUCUACCCUGAAACGCUAAUUAACUAUGUUUCCAUCUUUAGAGAAAUUACGCGAUUGACUGGAGUAAGAUCCAUUCAACACGAUGUCUUAACGAGUUUGGAACAAAGAGAAGUCUACAUUAAGAGACUGAAAGAAAUUGCAAUGCAAUUCAACGGAUAUAGGGCUGGGGCAUCUUCACUCAUGGGUAGAUUGCAAGAUCCUAUGGUAAAGAAUGAAAUUCCGACCAUUGUCUCCAAUUUGAGAAAUGUAACAAUAGAACUUGUGGAAUCUAUUCUAUUGUGGAGAAGUCAACUUACGAAGAAAACUGUAUUUUUAUAUAACGGAGAGAAUUACAUGCUCAAGAUGAGAAAUGAUGUUGACUUUUUGAAACUUACAGAACUGGCUCCAUUAUUUGAAAUUGUUGGAAUUACAAUUGAUUCCAAUCCAUUACUAUUACCUGAUGAUGUAAGAGGAAAUAACAAUAUUUCAUUCGAUGAAUAUGUGAAUGAAAUCUUGAAUGAAGGUGAUGAGAAUAUCAAUAAGAGCCAAACCGCAUUGACUCUUGUGGAACACUAUCAAUCUAAGAGAGAUCACGACAAGAAACAAGCCAAUAGAUUUAAUGAAGACCAAAAUCUUCAAAACAUUCCUCGUGUUCUCAAAAUCAACUUGCCUUUCGCUUACAUGGAAAGAUUGAGAAGAUCAGACAAGUUCAUCUUCCAAGAAGAAUUGUACAUUAAACUAUUAGAAGAUAGAGCAAUGAGAGAUCAAGCAGCUACAAAAAUUCAAAGCCAGUGGAGAAGCUUCCUUGCCAGAAGAUACAUGAAGAGAUUGAAAAUGGAAACCAAGAAGGCUGCAGCUUACACGAAUUCGAAUAACUUCCUCAAUCAACAAAAGAAACAAACUUUGAGAAAUGAGGCAGUCAUCCGUAAUCUUCCAAAGAAAAUUGAAGCACUAACAACAAAGGAUUUGAUUGAGGAAUUGGAAAAGAAUAGAAAGGCCGAUGUUUUCCUUGAUUCUCUCAAUAUUUCAGGACGUUAUUCAACUUCCAUUUUCGAUUUUGAGUAG